UUGUAGGUUUUAGUACUGUUGAGGAUAUGAUCAGACAAAACGGAGAUGAAACGUCACAACCAGAUUUUUUCCUCAGGCAUGGAGUCAGUCUCUGGCACAUUGCCAGAAACCGAUGCCAAUACACGACCACUAGACUCCAGCAAUUUGGACGGCAAAACCAUGGACAAAGUAUACUACCAGUACCGAGAGAAACUCAUGAACCAGGGACGAUACAUUGACCCUGAAACGGAACUGGAGGCUGACAGUUUCGGGAUGGGUGUGGUUCGUAAAGAAAUGGACCUUACCAAUGAUGAAAAGCAAUACCUUCUGGCAGUAGAACGAGGAGAUGUUCCGUCAACUCGUCAGUUUCUCAGUAUGGGAGUCCAGACAGGACUCAAUGUGAACUGUGUAGACCCUCUGGGGCGAUCGGCACUACUCAUUGCCAUCGAGAAUGAGAAUAUAGAAAUGAUUGAAGUUUUGUUAAAUUAUAAUGUUGAGGUUGGAGACUCACUUCUCCAUGCUAUCAAUGAAGAGAAUGUAGAAGCUGUUGAAUUGAUACUAAACCAUGAAGUAGCCACUAAAGGAGAGGAGUCUCUUCAUCAGAGUGUUCCCUCCAGUUCAUUUACCCCCGAUAUCACCCCGAUAAUCCUGGCAGCUCACCGUGACAACUACGAAAUCAUCAAACUACUACUAGACCGGGGAUACCAGAUCCCCAAACCCCACAACAUCAAGUGUUACUGUAAAUCAUGCAUGGAUGGAAGUACCGAUGACAGUCUACGUCACAGUCGGUCGCGCAUCAAUGCUUACAAAGCACUAGCAAGUCCCUCCUUAAUCGCUUUGUCUAGUAAAGACCCUAUUCUGACCUCUUUUGAAUUGAGUUGGGAACUUAGAAGACUUAGCAAAUUAGAAAAUGAGUUUAAGUUGGAUUAUGAAAAAUUAGCCAAAAAGUGCCAAGAAUUUGCAGUGGAUUUGCUGGAACAGAUCCGUGGAUCCAAGGAGUUGGAAGUGAUCUUGAACCAUGAUACAACUAAUCCCGCCUACAACGAGGGAGGACAGGAGAUGGAACCUCGCGCUAGUGACAAGCUUAAGCUCAGUCGAUUAAAACUGGCCAUCAAGUUUAAACAGAAAAAGUUUGUAGCCCAUCCUAACUGCCAACAACUUUUAGCCUCUCUGUGGUACGAGGGCUUGCCGGGUUUCCGCCGACAUAAUAUCGUAUCCAGAUUGAUGAUAACAUUUUUAAUAGGACUCACUUUUCCACUGCUGUCAUUGUUUUAUCUGUUAGCACCCAAGAGUCGAUUAGGCAAACUUAUACGAAAGCCUUUUAUAAAGUUUAUAUGUCACAGUGCUUCUUAUAUUACAUUCCUACUUUUACUGAUUUUGGUGUCACAGAGGGUAGAGAUUCCUAUUCCUGGCUUAUCAACCAAAGUGGGGUCAGACAUAGAGAAGAUCAAGUUAGAACGAAGGGGUGCUCCAGCCACAAUGGUGGAAUGGAUGAUCUUGGCCUAUGUAGCUGGUCUAAUAUGGACCGAGAUCAAACAGCUUUGGGAUGAAGGAGCACAUGAUUAUGUCCAUGACAUGUGGAAUAUUCUGGACUUUGUUACGAAUUCUUUGUACAUAGCAACAUUUACACUUAGGUUAAUAGCUUAUUUACAGGUACAGAAAGAAAUAGAAGAAAAUAAACCAAGUGCACAACUAGAAAGAAAAGACUGGAAUGCCUACGACCCAAAUCUUAUAGCAGAGUCUCUGUUCGCUGCAGCCAAUAUAUUUAGUUCUUUGAAAUUGAUUUACAUUUUUACAGUGAAUCCCCAUUUGGGGCCCCUGCAGAUAUCUUUGGGUCGUAUGAUCCUGGACAUUAUGAAGUUUGCAGUGUUAUACGGGUUGGUGCUGUUUUCUUUUGCCUGUGGAUUGAAUCAUUUAUAUUGGUACUAUGCAACACUAAGAGAGAGGGAGUGUAGGGAGCAGAAUAUAGAGGAGUCCUGUGAUCGCAGAUACAAAAGAUUUGCCAACUUAUUUCAGAUUCUACAGACCCUGUAUUGGUCUAUCUAUGGCCUGAUAGAUCUGAACAAUGCAGAGCUACAGGAGAAGCACAUAUUCACUGAGUUUAUAGGAAAGCUGAUGUUUGGUUCCUAUAGCUGGAUAGCCUUAGUUGUUCUUCUGAAUUUGCUCAUAGCCAUGAUGAGUAACUCGUACCACAAUACAUCAAGCCAAGCAGAUGAAGAGUGGAAGUUUGCCCGGUCCAAACUAUGGAUGAGUUAUUUUGAGGACAGUGGAACACUCCCUCCUCCAUUUAACAUCAUACCAAGCCCCAAAUCCUUCAUUUAUCUAAUUUUGUGGUUUAAAAAUAAUCUGUGUUCAUGCUCUCUCAACCAGACAAGUAACAGAUGGCAAAGUAUACGAAAAAUUGUAAAGAAAAUUAAUGAAAAAGAAAUUAGGUAUCAGCGUGUUAUGAAAGACUUGAUAAAAAGAUACAUCAUGCAAAAGCAAAGAGGUCCACUUAGGGGGGAGGGUGUCACAGAAGACGACGUACAAGAAAUCAAACAAGACAUAUCCUCUUUUAGAUAUGAACUGCUUGAAAUAUUACGCAAUAACGGAAUGCGAACUCCGAACCCCAACCAGCCAAAACCAACCAGUAAGAAGAUGCGUUAUUGGAAACAACUCUGUGGGGGGCUCUCAGAGAGUUUUGAUUCCACACAGAGUCAAAAUGGCUUCCCUAUGGAUUAAGCACACUUUCCUUUUAUAUCAGUGUUUAUCAAAGCAAUCCAAUGCUUUUCUUCUCUUUUCCUCUCUAGCCUUAAGGGCUACCAUAUGGAUGCAAAAAGUUGUCAGAGAGAAAAGAAAGUGUUCUUCCAUGUUUUUGUAAACAGCAUUAUAUUUUUCUCCAGUAUUCACAUGGUAGUCCAUUUUCCAUACAAGAUCUCUCUGUAGAAUUGAUGUACUUAUGUUAUCUGGCAGUCCAAAUGUUUCCGUCAUGUUUGAAUCCUUGUUUUUUGUUUGGGGACAACAUGCCAGAUGACAUUUUCUUCCUCCAUUUUGUUACCAUAGUGAUGUUGUGGCUAUAAGAAUCACUGCAGUGCUUGAAUGUAACUGUUGUCUUCCAUAAUUUGAUGGUCAUGUAGUUUACACACAACUUUUUUUCUGUGAUUUUUUUUUUUCAAUGUGAUCCAAUGAUAUAAGCGACAGUUUUAUUAAAGUCCCCAAGCACUUGGACGACAGCUGAUGGGAAAUAUAAGGACUGG
Molecule: messenger RNA, 3215 nt
Organism: Saccostrea echinata
Lineage: Eukaryota; Metazoa; Mollusca; Bivalvia; Ostreida; Ostreidae
Product: transient receptor potential-gamma protein-like
Exons: 11
Coding region: 46-2700 (884 amino acids)
Biological process (GO): calcium ion transmembrane transport; manganese ion transport; regulation of cytosolic calcium ion concentration
Cellular component (GO): membrane; cation channel complex
Molecular function (GO): store-operated calcium channel activity; protein binding; inositol 1,4,5 trisphosphate binding
Source: RefSeq, a predicted model, not a curated record